This is a messenger RNA of Diachasmimorpha longicaudata, 6803 nucleotides long. RefSeq lists its product as uncharacterized. NCBI's taxonomy places the organism in Eukaryota, Metazoa, Arthropoda, Insecta, Hymenoptera, Braconidae. The transcript has 5 exons. The record is from RefSeq and is a predicted model, not a curated record. The coding region runs from base 4043 to 4804 and encodes 253 amino acids.
AUGAUAUUUGUUUUAGUCGCGUGUUUGGUGACAAGUGAUGUAGAUUCUUACUUUCUCUCUAUUCUGUGCAUAAGAAUAAUGAAGUCCUGAUGAUUUGAUUGAUGAUAUUUGAAUUCACUAUGUGUAGUUGAUAAACUCGAUGAUAAUGCACAUGACGGAAAUCUCGAAAAGCUAUUUGAACAUCACAAUUAGAUCAUCGUCCUCCAUCAAUCAUUUCAGCUUUCUUCAUUCACUUUGCUCAUUAUCUCCCACUUAAAACAUGAAGGAUCCGUGCAUGCGUGAGUAGGUGAGAAAUAGUCGUCGAUCAAAUGUCCAGUAUCUCUCGGGUUACCGUUGGCGUUCCACUUUGAAAAAAAAAAAACAGGAACAGCAAGUUUUCUACAGCUACUACAUCUUCUUUAAGUCUGACCAUUAGUUUUCAUCAUCAUCUUUUGCGAGACGAUGGAAAAAUGAGGAAAGUACAUGUGACCGCUCCCACGGAAUCCCACUCCCCAUGUAUUAAAUGGAUAGAUUGAACUAUUUGGUUCAUCAUGUUUAUGGUUUUUUUUUUAUUUUCUUGGGGUUCUCUGCAAUUGCGGCUGAAGUGCCGCGGAAAAUUGAUGGCGAUCUACGCCGAGAGAAAUUUCUAUUAAUAUUUAUUCUGAGGCUCCAGUAAUCGUGCAACUCACUGCGUUGUUAGAAAAGAAAUUGAAAUUUCAUUGAUAAUUUAAUAGUAAUUUUCCUGAGAGAGACGUUGAAUUUUAUAGAGAAAUGAAAAGAUAUAGAAAUUCACAUUUCAUAGCACAUGUUUGAAUCUGAAUGUUUCUGCUGCAUUAAAUCAUUCAAACAAUUGCAAUUGAAUCAUAAUUUGUACUUAACAAAUUUGUGAUUUAAAAUCCACGAAAAAUUAUCAUAUUGUUACUGGACACUUCUUCGACAAGUCCCAUUGUUAUUGGAAAUUCUCGUAUAAAGACUGCGCCCUAGGGUGCAUUCAAAAAUUUUCCUCCCCUCCUCAAGUCAUUAAUAAUUUUCUCAAGAAAAGUGAUUCGAUAUCCGAGUGAAACCACUUGAAAAUCGACAAGAAAAAUAAUUAAUUCAGCCACACGACUCGUAAAGUAUCACCCCAUCAGAAUUAAUUCCACCUCAUCAUCAGGUGUAAUCGGUCUGCACAAUGAUUAAUCCCCUCGAUUACCAUAACUUCCAAUUAACUGAAAAUUGUAUAUCCUCAAUGUUCUUCAUCCCGACGAAAAAAAUCACCUCAUUACUCUCAUUUUCCAGUCUUUCCAAUGAUAAACAGUUUCAUCAGAGAAAGCGGAUAAAUCCUGCAUGAUGCUUUCUACGGAACGUCGAGAUAAUGCCGAUUUGUCUGUUAUUUAAUUUUUUAUAAAAAAAUAAUCGAGUGCGCAUUAACAUAUUGAUGAAGAUAAUUCAAGUACGAGUACUGCCCACGAUUGCACGAUGCCCUCAUGCCGAUCUCGGUCCCCAGUCUAAUACAAUAUAAUGCUCCAUUAUUUUUUCGUACCACAAUUUUUAUCGUGCGAAUGCAGAGAGGGAUAUCGAGUACUCCGUGACGUUGGUAACAUUCGAUAAUCAUCAUUGGCAAACCCAAAGGCUGUUCCCCGGGUCACGUCCAAUUCUUGUCCUGCAUUAUAUCCUUUCGUUCUAAAUCUGAGGUUAUUAAAAGCUGUCUCGAGAGCCGAUCGUUUACGAUAUCAUCGCGGUAUAAACUCGGCGCAGUAUUAUUAUCGCACGUCUCGAAAUCACCGAGUUCUACUUCCGUAUUGGAAUGGAUAUCCAUUGCAAUCCAGUGAUUAUCAUGAAUUGGUUGAGUUGAAAAUAGGGUAACUGAUGAAAUUGCUAUGCAUGGAGUCGCCAGCUUUCGCAUUUUUAUUUUUUCCGUCUCUAACGUGUCAUCGCUUGAGUGAGAAUUUUGUUAAACGAGAUUUUACGAUCUCAAAAAUGUUAUUAUACAUUUUUUUCAUACGCUGAUAAUUUUUUUAUGAUGAAUCAGCGUUAUUUUUAUUAUAUCGGUCUAUCGCGAAAAUUCAUAAACCUAGAAAAUAAUGAUAAAAAUAAUGAUUGCUGUGGGGAGGGGGGUACAGUAAUCUUCUUAUUUUUCAACGAUUCGUCCCACAGAAUCUGCCUCCCAUGUGACCUGCAUAUAAUCCCAUAUGAACCUGACAACAUGAACAAAAUAAAGAAGUAACGAGAGUCAUUAAUUCUUAGUGGCGUCAUUAAGGUCAGAAAUAAGGACCAGAAUUAGGGUAAAAUGUUAUAAUCAGGAAGAUUUCUUAAAUUAAAAAUAUUUAAAGGGCUCUAUUUUUCCAUCACUCAUGAAUCUUUCCAGUAUCUUUUUCUUCUUCCAUUUGUAUGUGGAUAUCUAUAUGUAUAUACCAGGGAGACCGAGUUUUCCAGGUGAUUACAUAUGCGGAGUACGUGUCCAAGGUAUUCUCGAUAUACAACGGUUAGCAUUGAGACCCGGUUACACGUCGUGUUUAUCUUUAAAGGAAACACUGGUCGGUAGCUUUUGGAUACAAGCAUUAUGGUUUGUCCCUUUUGUCCCCGGGGGCUUUUAUACGCGUCUGUCUAAUUUAUCGACAUGCACAAUCGUUAAAGUUGAAUUAUAGCCAAACGGUACUUCUCACAUCAAUAUGCCCUCCCUCCCUCCCUCCCUCCCGCCGUUCCUUCUGCCUAGGGAUUAUUUGGAUUCAAAUAUUUCAGGGUCAUUAUUGCUGGUUUAUCGUGGAUGCCAUCAUUCCAAUGGUUAAUGUCAUUUCUGUGUCGGAACUAUUUUGAGGUUAAGGUGAUUGCAAAUUUUCUGAGAUGUAAUUACGAUGGGGCGAACGGUUGUCGCCGGUAGCGCGUGAAUCGAAUGAUACAAAUGACGUGUUAUCGGUAAUUAUGUUGUUGCAAGUGUCACUUGUUGGGUAACACCUUGGCGGAAAUUAUUGCAUCAAUCGUGAAUUGGGAAUAGGGUAAUUCAGUAGCGCAGGGUGAUGAACCGGUUUUCAUCGUGAAUGAUUGGAGAUCGAUAGAGUUGAAUGUAAUAUUUUUUUCAACUUCAAAUUCGACAGGAAAUUUCGUUGAAUUUCUCUCGAAAAUUCUAUCAGUCACUCUACAAUAUUGUUAAACUAGUUUUUAGUGUUUUUCACAUUAACAAUAAUUCGGUGAAAAGUCGUUAAAUUGGCCAGUAAAAUAAAUUCUGUAGAGAAUUCAACAUCAUCGAGUUCUCCGUGAAGUUUUUAAUGAGCUUUUAGCUGUUGUACCAAGUUGUUCAUUUCCAGACAAUUUAUUUGUCUGAAAAGAAUUGUUUUCGCUAUGCCCAAGUAAUUUUUCAUGUUAACGUGGAGAACAGUAAAUUCCACAAAGUAUGAAGUAUGAAAUGAAAAAUAAUUUCUCUUCAUGUGCGUAACAAUUACAAACAACUGCAGUCAGAGAAAUAAUUUGUAGAAUAAUUCUUCAUAGAGAUGAAAAAGUGAUUGGGUAGUACUGCACUUGAACACCAUCACCUAGUGGACGUGCGUCAAGUGGGAGUGGUUCUGGAGUCAACGCAUAUAGUGCGCAUGUGAACGAGACGGUGAGGUCCACGACACAUGGCUCGUAAAUCUCGUGAUCCAGUCGUAAAUCAAGUGCAUAUUUUCCUCGCAUUCGAGGGCUCACGUGGAGAUUCCUCGAAGACUACCCGACAUACGCUUUUGUAUCGGUACUCACUAGGGCCUGACUAGGCUGGGACUAGGCGUGACUAAAGCCCGUGUCUCGGGGCGUUGGAAGAAUUUUUCACGCUCACUCCCUAGAAAACUGGUCAAUCGAGGGGGACCAAGGGGAGAAAGACUCAUUUGAUUUUUCAAAAUGAUGACUCCAAUUUUCGAACACUAGCUGAAUCCUCGACGAGAGAGAGAAUUGAAGCUACUACACGUGGGCGAAUCGACGGCACGCGCCUCUUACAUCCUGAUUGGGCAUUUCUGUACGAAUAGUCCCACCAGAACGACCCACGUUCACCACGUAUAAGCGUCUUUGCCAGUUCGAUGGCUAUUUGUUAUUGAUUACGUUGUCAUCAAUAAAAAUGGCAAUGAAGAGGGGGAAUUCCAAAGGUAUAAGAAUGAUGAGAAAUUUGGCCAACGGUAUAAUGUUCAAGAUGAGGUUCUACGCAGUCCUAGCUGCUCUUGCGUUUGUCUUCAUCAACUGCGCCGAGGCGAAUAAUGCUGCCAAUUUGGUGGAAGAUUCCAUCACGAAUACCAAGAGAAUUCUUCAGGAAUAUAAACUCCACUUGAAAGAUAUUCAGCGCUAUUUUAUCGAUCUUUACCAAUUCAGAAAGGAAAAUGCGAGUAUUGUUGCUGAUUCUAGUGUUCAGGAACUACAACCCCAAUUCGAGGAUGCUAGUGGACUAGGAAAAGACACAGACAAAUGUCUUAAAGCUUUGAAUGUAGUCGUUCAACACGCCCUGAAUAUUCACAUGGACACAACGAGACUGUGUGAGGACGCAAAUCUGCCCAAUUUCAUAGCUUAUCGGCGUCAAGUUGACGAGUUGCUGAAAGAAGGUGAUGGAUUCGAAUCUCAAAUCCAGAUGAAUAUUGACAAUUGUAAGAAUGAGACAGACUACGAUGGAUGUCUCACUCUUGGAGCCGAUUUACUCAAUACUUCCGCAGUGAAUUGGGCAACAAGGGUGACCAAUAUGAGACUGAAGGAGGCAGCAGACACCAUUGAAGCCAAGAAACAAAUUCCUUUGUGCGUCAACUCGUCGUUCACCAGAUUCGCAAUGCAAUUGCGCACCGUCAAUGGAAUAGCUCGAUCGUGUCUCAAUUCACUUAUGGAAACGACUAAUUAAUUUCUCUUGAUUGGGAGAAGAGUUGUUAAUGAGUCAUCUCAAUAUAAAAAUUUAAUUUGCAAGUUGCAUAAUUUUGACGAUAAAAUUAUUAUCGUGUGUUCAAAUAAUUGCGGUGAAAAUGGUCUCAAAUGAAAGAUCUAGUGAUCGAUAAUAACAACGAACAACAUUCCCUUGACCUAAAGUGGCCGAAGUAAGCGACUUCCGGUAGCGAAUGUUAUCCGAGUAAAUAAACGAAUAAAUAAAUGAACAAAUCGUUCAUGGACCAACGAAAUAAAAAUUCCAGUUUCACUUUAUUCCAUCCAUCAAAGGACAAGUGGAUUAAUUGAGUUAGUCGCUAACUUCAUGCGUAAGACCACCGCUACAUGUUCUUAUUCGAGGCGGGAAAUUCAAAGACAGCGUCCGUAGUGUGCAAUUGGGCUCGUUAUUCUACGAAAUAAUGAAUUGUGACAUCAAGAUGAUGUUAAUUGUUGUCAUUUCUAACCCUUUCCAAGACCGCCUCUUCACACGUGACUUCCCGGAAGCCCUGGGAUUCCGUGUGGUGGAAGUUCCACUGUUACUUCUUCUAACACUCCAGGUGCUUAUUAAGAGAAAAACAGGAAAUCAUCGGAGGUCUUUAGCGCCAACUCGGUUUUAAUCAUCGUCAAGAGCGUCUUGCCAUGCGCUGAUGGGUGUAAACUCGUUUCGAUCAGUCCCUUAAAUUCGGACGUCUGCUUAAAAGGCGUGUGAUACACACCGAAAAGCCGAAACCUCAUUUGACAACACCUCUCACGUACUCCUUAUAUGGAAUUCCGUUGGUUGGUAGCUAUAAAAUCACCAUAAAAUCAGUCCCCUCGUUCAUGAUUUGUAAACGAAGCUCUUGGUAAUGCGCUAUUUUUAUUUAUAUAUUUUUACCCAUUUUAUGCAUCCCAGGGCGUCAGUCUGAGACAUAAGUUAGCGCUCUCCGUUAAAAGAAUCCCCGACCGAGUACUUCAGCAGAAUUUAUUCGGUGGAAAGUGAGUCUCAACAAAUCGUAAAUAAAGUCUCAUCUUAUUUCGUUACUGUUUGCCCCCUCUGGGGGAUGGCGCUGCAGUGGGUGUUGAAAAAACGUGUUCUCGAGAGGUUGAAGAACAUACUUGGAGUAUAAAAGGCGUGUCCAGAUCGUAGAGUAAAAAGAAGACAUUUGAGAUCUACCCGUAUGCAAAAUAUUUUUUGGUUCUUCAACAGUUCUUUUGUUCGAUCCCAGCGAGAGAUAAAAAAAAAACAAUGGAGAAAUAUAUCUUCCAUGUUUUUAUUAUUUUCACUGAGACAUUUUGACAUUUAUAUUUCUCUUUCAGAGCAAAUGCUCAUGCUGGUAAGAUUCCUCACAAUUUUUAAUGGUCAAAAUGAGACUUUUGAUGCUGUAAAAUACUUGGAAAUUUAUCCCGAAGGUUAAUGCCUCUCUCAGCAUCUUCUCGGUCACUUAUUCAUUAGUUUGUCUUUUCUCAUACACGAAUAUUCACUGUGGGCAGGGGAAUCUAGUAAUUAAGGCAAUGAAAUAACCGAGGGAAUGCCAAUUAUCACGUCAAUCCAAUUGUAUACAGAUGAAAAUCGAGAAUAACACUCCCUAUUUUGGUUUUCAAUGGUAGCUAACUGUUCGGUUUAUCUUGGGAAUAGUCCGAGUGCUAUUCCCGUUCCAGAAUCCGGCAAUUAGCUGAUCCAAUUAUCGCGUCAAUCCGCAAGGAGGAGGGUCCUCCAAGGCGGCGCCUCUUGUAUUCCAGGGAUGAAGUUUUUUUUUUCUCCCAUUUCCUCUGGUCUCUUCACCAAGGUCGUCAUUACGAGGGAGUGUAAAAUGGAGGGUUUGGACUGUUACUCAAUUCUACCUGUUUUCGUAAUUAAUUGGAGGACGAGGAUACCCGGAAACUGAUUUCAUUUUUUCCUGAGGAAAAAAUAUUUCACCUUACGUCGAGGUAUGAAUUCACGUCAAGACAACAUGUCCUAUCUGCAUAUGGAUUUUUAAAGUGAACUCCUCACACUGGACAAC